Messenger RNA from Branchiostoma floridae (Florida lancelet), 1370 nucleotides. RefSeq lists its product as uncharacterized. Gene Ontology annotation, molecular function: lipid carrier activity. Gene Ontology annotation, biological process: lipid transport. Bases 45 to 1370 code for a protein of 441 amino acids. The transcript is spliced from 13 exons. Lineage: Eukaryota; Metazoa; Chordata; Leptocardii; Amphioxiformes; Branchiostomatidae. The record is from RefSeq and is a predicted model, not a curated record.
UGGCAUUUCUUCGUCAGGAUGGCACCAGACGAAGUAGGCUAGGUAUGGGGAGUUUUGGAGAGCAGAUGUUGGUGGUUUUGCUCCUGCUGUUUCUACCUCAAGACUCGUCGUCAGUGUUCUUGAACUUCAAGAAAGGAGUGGACUACAAGUACCGGAUCGACACAGAGUCUACGUUAGCGAAGGUAGACACUCCGUUCAACGUAGGGGCCCAGGUGAGUUUCCAGCAUGUGGAAGACACGGAGACGGGGCAGGUGUGUCUGCUCACGGUCCACAGUAUGAUCUGGCACCAUGGGACGGAGUCAGCUAUUGCCACCCAGCACUAUGACUUCUCCCAAUGGUUCUCGUUUGAGAUCUCUGGUCGAGGUGAGAUCACCCGGGUGUGGUACCCGCCACAGGAAGUGAUAGAAGUCAUUAACAUCAAGAAGGGAAUCGUCAGCUUCUUAGCUGCCAAACUGCAUCACAACCACGAGGUGGGCCGGCCAAACGACGACAAGUGGAACUACGUCACCAACGAAACGGGACACGAAGGUGAACAUGAAGCGUUGUACAGUGCAGAGCCACACGAGGACGGACUCAAGUUCACCAAAAUCCGCCAGGGACACCCGGUCAUGGGACUGGACCCGGAUGACUCCAGAAUGCACAAGGAAAUCUACUUCAAACAUGACGGAGACGUUCCCCAUCGUGUGCUCAUCAAGGAGAAGGUGACGUCAGCACGGAAGAGUCGGCCGGGGUUCGACGUACACGAGGGCACCAGGGGGACGCACUUCGUAAAUGAGCAGGAGAAAGUCGACCUCCCUGAGAUGUCGACUAACGCCGAGUCGGAGUUCACCCUGAUCGGACUGAGGCACACCGAGCCAGUCACACCUCCACCGGAACUGUUAGAAGACACGAUUCACGCAACACAGCACCGCACAUGGACUCCGCAAGGCCCACAGUUGAACUUGACUUACGCACAAGAUCUCAUCCGCCAAGACGUGGUGUGUCUGAGGAAACUGGUCAUUAAGAGAGCUCACCCCAAGAAAGACGUCCUGCCUUGCUACACAAGCCUGAAGAACACACUCAGCAAACUGAGCAACGAGGACCUGCUCACUGUCGUGGACUCUUACUUCAACCAGCCAAACUUAGCUACGAAGCGCAUAGACCGGGCCCAUCUGAUGGACGCAGUGUCAGAUCUUCACACGGACUUCACAGAAGACCUGAUCAUGGACUAUGUGUUCCUGUCGGACAGACCCGACAAGAUGAUAAUAGAGCGUAUCCUGGUUCACUAUGUCGGCACAGACGUUCUGCCACCAAAGAGGCUUGUGGACUUCUUGGAGAGUGUGUCCUUCUAUCCUGAGAUCUACGACGGUGUGUGGGUUUUAUAUUUCUAG